AUGACCCAAUUCUUCCAAGAAAUCACGGGUUACAACGACGCCGACGGGUCUCUACGCAUCACCUUCCGCGCCUUUGGCAACACCUCCGCCGAAAAAUCCGUAACCAUCCCCUUGAACCCAGACACCUCCAAGCUCGAACCCUACGAGGUAAACCUGCACUCCAGCCCCGCUUCAGGCUACAAGAUGCCCGCGCACUACAACGCGUGGUUCUCCGAGUGUUUCGGGUACGAAGUGAUGCUCGUGUAUCUCGGCGCCAACACGCGCGCCGUCCUCUUCGAAGACAUGCAGCCCAUCGAGCCGGACCCACUAACCCGGUUCCUGCGCGACAAGCUGCCCUUCACAAAAGGCUACGUCGAGCGGCUCAUGGGCCUGCGCCAGACGUCGCAGUGGCGCAUCGGCUUCGCAGACUGCGCGCCGUACCUCAUCUGCUCGCAGACGUCGCUGGAAGACGUGUCCUCGCGGCUGCCGGAGGGUGAGGAAAUGGACAUCACCAAGUUCCGGCCAAACAUUGUGAUCGCGGGCGCGUUUGAGGCGUAUCAGGAGGACUUCUGGGGGAAGCUCAAGAUUAAUAAUCGCACCGAGAUUGUCAUGGCGCACAAUUGCGUCAGGUGCAAGAGUAUCAAUAUCGAUUAUGAGACGGGGAAGCCCGGCGUGGGCGCAAAGGGGGAGGUGCUCAAGCGGCUGCAGAAGGAUCGCAGGAUAGAUAUUGGGGCCAAGUGGAGUCCUGUGUUUGGCAGGUAUAGUUUCUGGGGCGUCGGGGAGAAGAGCGAGGUUGUGAGGGUGGGGGAUCGGGUUAAUGUGAGCAAGGUGAAUGAUGGGCUGACGAUUUGGAGUUGGCCGGGGUUGGCUUGACGGGUUGUAGGGAAAUAGAGGACAGAGAUGCAUGUUCUUCUACCAAUUUACACUCGUUUUCCGAAAA
This is a messenger RNA of Parastagonospora nodorum SN15, 919 nucleotides long. RefSeq lists its product as hypothetical. Gene Ontology annotation, molecular function: pyridoxal phosphate binding; catalytic activity; molybdenum ion binding. The coding region runs from base 1 to 852 and encodes 283 amino acids. The record is from RefSeq and is a predicted model, not a curated record. The transcript has 2 exons. NCBI's taxonomy places the organism in Eukaryota, Fungi, Ascomycota, Dothideomycetes, Pleosporales, Phaeosphaeriaceae.